Messenger RNA from Echinops telfairi (small Madagascar hedgehog), 510 nucleotides. It is a transcript of the gene SRD5A2, whose product is annotated as steroid 5 alpha-reductase 2. NCBI's taxonomy places the organism in Eukaryota, Metazoa, Chordata, Mammalia, Afrosoricida, Tenrecidae. Bases 1 to 510 code for a protein of 169 amino acids. Gene Ontology annotation, biological process: steroid biosynthetic process. Gene Ontology annotation, molecular function: 3-oxo-5-alpha-steroid 4-dehydrogenase activity. The transcript has 5 exons. The record is from RefSeq and is a predicted model, not a curated record.
AUGACUGGUACACUUGAGUUUUUCCGGACAUUCAUUUACUCAUUGCUCACUAGAGGGAGGCUUUAUCCAGUUGAAAUCUUUUUCAAAAGCCUUAUUUUCUGUCUUGGAAAUGGAUUCCUUCAAGGCCACCAUCUGAUUUAUUGUGCUGAAUAUCCUUCUAACUGGCACACAGAUAUAAGAUUUGGCUUGGGUGUCUUCAUAUUUAUUUUGGGAAUGGUAAUCAACAUUCAUAGUGACUAUAUUAUGCGCCAGCUCAGGAAGCCUGGAGAAACCACCUAUAGGAUUCCACAAGGUGGACUGUUCACAUAUGUCUCGGGAGCCAAUUACCUCGGGGAGAUCAUUGAGUGGAUGGGCUUUGCCCUGGCUACGUGGUCCCUUCCAGCACUGGCAUUUGCCGUUUUCUCAUUCUGCUUCCUUGGGCUACGAGCUUUUCACCAUCACAGGUUCUACCUCAAGGUUUUUAAGGAUUACCCCAGAUCUAGGAAAGCCCUCAUCCCAUUUAUCUUUUAA